Molecule: messenger RNA, 3062 nt
Organism: Paramisgurnus dabryanus
Lineage: Eukaryota; Metazoa; Chordata; Actinopteri; Cypriniformes; Cobitidae
Gene: rgs3a
Product: regulator of G protein signaling 3a
Cellular component (GO): plasma membrane; nucleus
Source: RefSeq, a predicted model, not a curated record
GUACCUUCUGUCUACACUAUGUGAUGUGCUGGAUCAUUUUAUAUCAUUAAAUAUCAUAUUUUCCAGCGUGGACGUGUAGUGAUUUUUUAGAAACCAGUUUCCGGUGUGAGGAACUUCCUCUCGGCUAUGUGUUACACAUCACUGCUGACUAACACUUCAUCACCUUCAUCAUCAUCGUCUCACCCAACAGAUUAGAGUUUUAAAUCCUUAAAUGCUGACGGUUUAAAUAAAACAACCACACACAUGAAUCUUAAAUUGUUAUGGGAUAAUUUUGCCUCAGUGGCCACUUUAAAAACAGUUUGGUGGAAUGAAAGGAAUGUUUCAUUUUGGCAUCGUCACCAUUUUGGUCUUUAGGAGGAGGGGAAUUCUCCAGCCCUCAGGAUAACAUCAUACGUCAUAAAUAACUCAGACUUCCUUUUUCCUGUUGGAGCCCAUCUGCGUUUACCUUCACCCUAACCAGAGGGCUCUAAAAAAUUUUUCAGACUUGUACUGUUAUACUGUAACAGAGUUGACACAGAUGUGACAAAUACACACAAGCGCCCAUGGAAAAUGUGAGCAAGAUUUGUUUAAUAAAACGUUUUAGCCCAACUCACAAAAAUAGCACUUUGACCACAAAAACCUAACCCCAGUUUAGCACGUGGCCUUUCGGAGCACUCCCUGAGAGAAUCGGAUGAUCUUAUGCAUGGAUAUAUUUAGAAGCGGUGACCCGGGAGUGCCAAAAAUGGGAUCCGGUUUCUUUUUUAGUGCGCCUGCGGUAAGAGAGGCCAAAUGUAGAUGAUGAGGGCACAGGAGCCACAGUGGAAAUUAGCGGAUGGAAAUGGUUGUCGUGUGAGGUCUGAUCUUCCUUAAAGGCACGUGAGGUCAGGGAAAGUGAGGACAGGCGUCUGGAGACGCUUUGUGGAUCUCGUGAGACGUAGAUGUAGGGGUAAAAGGUCAGAUUUUUGGAGGUGCAGCUGUACUCUCCGGCGGUCCCCUGGGUUGGCGCCUCUAGGGCCCCUGGUGGCACCUGAAGAGUGAAGUGAUGGUGUUGAGAUUAACGCAUCCCUCCCUUCACUCAUCCACUCGCACGCUCAGACGUUGGACAGGCAGGAGGACGAAACAUUGACGGGAGAUAGAACGGGAACUUUAUUAUUUGCAGCGACUUCGCCGAUCGAGGAGAAAAUGGCCAAAGACAUGAAGAACCGACUCGCUUUCCUGAGGAGGAGAAAUGAGUCGCCCGGAAGCAGCCCGUCCGGCAAACUCGACAAAACCAUGAAGUCUGCCAAGCCCACUCCAGAAGAAGCCAUCAAAUGGGGAGAAUCCUUAGACAAGCUGCUCGGCCAUAAAUAUGGGCUGGCGGCGUUCAGAGCUUUCCUGCGCACGGAGUUCAGUGAAGAGAAUCUGGAAUUCUGGCUGGCCUGCGAGGAUUACAAGAAAAUUAAAUCGCAGUCCAAGAUGGCAUCCAAAGCCAAGAAAAUCUUUGCGGAAUACAUCGCCAUCCAGUCCUGUAAAGAGGUAAACUUGGAUUCGUACACGAGAGAGCACACUAAAGAAAACCUGCAGAGCAUCAAUCGUUCUUGUUUCGACCUGGCCCAGAGGAGGAUAUACGGCCUGAUGGAGAAAGACUCGUACCCUCGGUUUCUGCGCUCAGAACUCUACGUAGACUUAGUGAACCAAAAGAAGGCCAGCAGCACAUCGACUUCAUCCUCCUCAUAAGACGGCGGAGAGAAAGAGAGACUAGCAUCUUAAAGAUUUCUUCACUUAGCGUUAUGUUCUCAUCAGCCGCUCUGUCCAUCAGAAAGGCAAGAAAGGUCAGCGGUGGAGAAAUCCGCAGGGCGGUGUUUACAGACGGAGUGACCCGAACUAAAGGCGCUGGGCGACGGGGGUCACCACAAAGCUCAUUUGCGUUGCAUUUAUUUCCUCAUGUACUGGAGAACGGAGGAGGUUGUCAUCUCCUUUAACACAAAGACAGUCGGGUACUGUUCUGCUUCUUCAUCCGAUACACUCAUUCGAGCACCGUCGAUACGGGCGAAAUCCCCUGAGGUUGGACGUACGUAUGGUGCGUGAGGAAUGUUCUCUUCAACGUCAUCUCUCCUUAUGAUCAUGCACUUGUCGCUCAUGUCCGUUUAUCCCAAAACAUCAUAAUUUAUGAAUGAAUGCUCUAUAGGAAUGGACCAAACCACAGCAGAAGACUAGCACGUCACGCUCCGAGCUGGAAAAAGACCAAAAAUUGGUCUUUACACAACAUGCUUGGCUGCGUUCUAUAUAGCCAAUAAGCAAUUCAUUGUAGCUCCACUUUAUGAAUGGAUGAGACUCUCAGGACAUUAUGGCACUCGACUAGAAAGCUUCCAGGCUUGCUUAUAUUCCUUUUUAUUUUUUUCACCCUUAAAAUGUCGUUUUUAUGGACUUUCUAUCAUGCACUCCAUUUAUUCACAGGGCACAGGGUCGGUUAAGAUCUGUCCCUAUAUGUAUGUUGAUAAGAUAACAUGCUUUGUACAAUAUGUACUUAUUUAUUUAGAAAUCUCACUGGUUGCUGUUCAUUGCACUCGUCUAUAAUUCCCCUCUCCCUUUCCAUCCAGGUCCACAGCUGUCCUGAUGUAUAUGUGCAAUAAGUUAUUUUUAUUCUUAUGGAUAAGUUACACUUUUACGAGAGAGACGACGGAUCGAUCUCGUAAGAGUUACGAUGCGGGCGAGUUACGGUAGACGUAAGAAUGUGGCUUGCGGACGUACAUAAAUGAUUCAAUCUGUUUUCCUGGCAGCAGGCAGCCGGGUUUAUAAAUGUAUAUAUGAUUCUUUAAAAACAUGAAUAAAAUAAGACACAAACACAAAUGGUUUUGUGUGGCUGUACGUAUGUAAAUAUUUAAAGCUGUAAAAUAAUAUGUAUUGUUAUAAUACCCCAGGAUGGAGGGAGUUUUGCCUCGGAUGUACACUGCUUGUAAGGAGUUUAACGAAAUGCAUUUGAUCAUUUUCACCGUUUACAAUUUUAACGCAUCUCCUAAGAUAGCAAGUGCAGCAGAAAAUAGAGAUUUGAAAGCCAGUGUUAUUGCAAAGACAAAUAAAACAUUCAACUGGUUAAAUGAUAA